This is a messenger RNA of Nicotiana attenuata, 2629 nucleotides long. RefSeq names its product F-box/LRR-repeat protein At5g02910-like. Bases 673 to 2355 code for a protein of 560 amino acids. Gene Ontology annotation, molecular function: protein binding. Lineage: Eukaryota; Viridiplantae; Streptophyta; Magnoliopsida; Solanales; Solanaceae. The transcript has 4 exons. The record is from RefSeq and is a predicted model, not a curated record.
UUCUCAAUUAUUAUUAUUUUGGUACAAUGGGUUUCUAAAUUCUGCUGCGCCUGCUUUUCUCGUAUUUUUCUCUCUUUAGAAUUGUUUCAUGAAUUUGUCUCUUUCUGAUUUUACAUUCUGGUUGCUACUAAUCUUCAUGCUUCAUAGCGAGAAAUCUUGUAUCUCUCUCUCUCUCUCUAUCUAUCUCUCUCUCUCUCUCUAAAUUUGUUUGUUUUGCAGAUAUUUUGGGGUUUCUUUUCAAAGUUUUUCCAUUUGAUUCCAGUUUUUCUCUACUCUUUGUUAUAUUUCUGAGUUCUGGUGAAUAUUUUCCCGUAGUAUAUUAUAUUGUUGUUUGGAUGAUUUUUCCUGCUGGGUUUUGUACAUCCAUAUCAUUAGUACCAUUGUAUCUGAGUUGAACAUGCACAUAUAAAAGUAGAUAAAAAUUGCAUAUUGAGGAGAUUAUUGGAAGUGGAAUUGGUACUCAAAAAUAAAACCAGAAUACCAAAUUGUCAUCGAUAACUCUCUAUUCAAAAUGUGGGAAUUUAGUUUUGUUAUGCAAUGUGUUUGAUAUAAUUCUCGAGAGAGAAAGAGAGAACCACCAACACUUAUCAAAGAAAAUAUAAAAGGUCAGUUCCCUUAAUUAAGUAUCUAUGAUUCAAAAUAUAAAUUCUCUGUUAGCCAAAUUUUCAGCUUAUGAAGCUUGAUCACCAUUUGAAUUCUUCGGUUACAGCCUUGGAUGCCUCUAAUUAUGAUAUUGUGAAAGUAUCAGCUGGUAGAACAUUACACAUGGAUCAAACAGAUUUUAUUCUUCCCACUUAUCAUUCAGAAUUCGCCAUGAUCAUUACUGAACCAGUGGGAAAACCCAAGGAGAGCACACCACAGUCCACAGUGAUGAAGAAACCAAAGUUAAUGGAGACAGUCGCCAAAGAUGAUGGAACCCUAGACCGAAUCAACAAGUUGCCGGAGUCACUCCUCGCUCGAAUUCUCUCUCUUUUGCCGUCGACGAAGAAUGCUGUCAGGACAUGCCUUGUCUCAAAACGGUGGCAGUACCUCUGGACUUCUAUUGAUAAUCUCACUUUACUUUGUGAAUCUCCAUCAGAAGCAGAAAAAUUCGUACCCUUCGUAGACUAUGCAUUUGCUCAACGUACUAAUUCGAAAAUAAGAAAAUUUUAUCUCGACUGCUGGGACAUGCCUAGUUACAGCUUGCAUAUCGAUCAGUGGCUUACAUAUGUUAUAAAAAGUAAAGUGGAACAUGUUGUAUUGAACUCAACCUUUUUUAAGGUGUACAUAUUGCCUCAAUCAUUUUACACUUGCUCGUCAUUGGUCACAUUAGGUUUACGUAAUUGUGCCUUUGAUAAGGGAGUUGUUAUAUCGUGGAAAUCUCUGAAGACAGUGAAGUUCAUGACAGUGGAGUUAGACGAUGAAGCGAUUGUCAAGUUAUUAACAGGUUGUCCUUCUUUGGAAACUAUGGAACUGACUUUUUUCCAUGGUUUUCAUCAUCUGGAAAUUAAAAAUACAAAUUUGAAGACACUGAAGUUGCACAACUUUUGGCUGCUGUAUGGAGGUGAUCAUUCGUUGCAAAUUGUUGCUCCAUAUCUUCAGCAUUUGGUGAUUCCAGGAAACCUUGAUGAUUUUAAGUGUAGGCUAGUAAACGUAUCUUCCUUGGUCAGUGCUGAGCUUACUUUUGAUAUCAGAUGUGAGAUCCAGGAUAACAGUUGUCGUGAUUACCAUCGGGUUUUUUGGACCCUUGUUCAAGAUUAUCUUCAAAAAUUGAGACAUGUAAAUGAGCUAUCAAUUGGGACUUGGUUUGCAGAGGUUCUGUUCAUGAUGCAGCUUGAUGGAGCGCAGCUUCCUGAAUUGAAAUGCAAAUGUCUAACACUGAAGUUGCACAUAACAAAGUAUAAUUUGUAUGGAGUAGCUAGCCUUUUGCGGGCCUCGCCUCAUCUGGAGACGCUCAACAUACACAUGGACGUUGAGGUUAAUUUUUUGCAAUGCCGCUAUGAGUCAAGUAAUUUGCACCAAGGGGAUAAUAUCGAUCUGGAGAGUUGGAUUUCAAACUCUGUAUUUCCCAGUCUCAAGAGUGUUAAUAUUAUCUGCCCUACAUUCAUUGGGAUGUGUCGGACGGGGAGGCAUGAUAGGCUUUUUCAACUUUCAAAAUUUCUGCUAAAAAAUGCAAAGGUUCUGGAGAAGUUCGUUAUCAUGGCAAAGAGAACACGUUGCGGCUUGUGUUCAAGGAAUUGUGUAUCCGCAUAUUCAUCAGGAUUGGCUGCGAAAUUGUUAUGUUGCCAAAGACACUCCACCAAGUUUAUGAUGAGUUUCCAUGAGUCACGAUUUUGCAUGAGCAGAAUGCAAGUGGUUUUGUUUCUCGGCACAUAAGAAAUUGCGCACAAUAGUUUACCUUUUGAUUUUUGUGCUGGUGAACUUAAUGAGUUUUUAACCAAGUAAAAUGUUCUUUUUGUGGUCUUACCCUUAUGGCACGUAUUAUGGAUGCUUGGUGUCUGAUGAAGUAGUUACUUGUUGCACUCUAUAUGUUGUACCUUUGGUUUAAAUAGUGUUUUGCAACCCUUGUCAAAUAGCCUCAAAAGUUUUAUGAUCGGAGAUGAUUCCUUUGUUUUGGCUUUUUUCUUGAAGGAAGGUAUUGUCUUUUUUA